AUGCCACAGAAAAAGAAGAUAUCACUCAUUGAGCAAAAUAAGCAAAGACCUACUGCCGAGCGUAAGUUGGAGACAGGCGAUUUUCAGGAUAGAACUGGGUGUUCAGGUGCACCAAGAACAGUUGCUUGCCCUACUCCAUGCAACCUGAGUCUUUCUGGGGCUCCCAGUGUAGAAACUGGUGAUUCAUUGGAAAUCUCAUGGAAGACCUUUCUAUCUGUAUUAAGGUCAAUGGAGGAAUGUUCAGAAAACAAGAUGAAUGCCUUGGUUCCACAGUUAAUAACAUCUCAACCAGUUCUCUCACGGAAGAAGAUUGCCAUCAAGCCUGAAAAAAUAAGAAAAGGCAGAUCAAGUGCACUCCCUGUUAUCCUAAAACCUGGAGAAAAGCCAAAUGUAAUACUCCAAAAGGAAAGGGAGCUGAGUGCUGUUGUUCACAACUCAAAGCAAGAUGGAGAAAAAAUUAGAAACGUAUCAGGUCAGCCUGAUUCCUGUGGAAAGACUCCUAAAGGAGACAUAUGCCAUACAGGAAGCAAAACCAAGAUAGAUCAAGCAUCAAACGAAUCACUACCUGAGCCCAAAGGUAUGGUCCAAAGACAGCGGGAAGUACCUCUUUUAAUUCCCCAAGAAAACACGUCCCUGACACACAAGUUCAAGAAAGGAAACUUAGUAUUGACAAAUCUUAAGGAACGGCAUCAGCAGUCUUCACAAGCAGAGGCAGUUUCUCAGUCGCAGCUGCCAUCACAAGAGAGCAGUCGCAUGGGAUCAAACAGAGUUUUCCGUCAGAAAUUAAAUAGCACUAUUAGUGUACUCCCUCACCUGGACUGCCAAGUUAAGACCAAUUUGGUUUCAAGUGCUGUGAAGUCUCAGCCACAAGAUGCUAUCCUUCCACAAAUAGCCACAAAGAACUUGCAGAAUGUAAAUACAUUGCACCAGCUGGAAAACAGAGCCCAAGGACAGUCAUUUCCUUCAAAUCUGCCUGAAAACAGUACCAGAGUGCUGUCCAGCAAGACAGAAGCAGAAAAAGCCCAUAAUCUAAAGCUACCUCUGACUUCAACAGAAGCCUUGAAACAUUUUAAAAACCAGCUAACACUGUAUGAACAACGGGAAAUUAAGGAAUAUAGAGAGCUGUGGUUUCUUGGACUGGGAGCUAAAAAGAUUGAAGGAUAUGCUGAUGCGGAGAACAAUAGCUCCUAUGACGAUGAUCAUGGCUCCUACAAAAAGGUUCUAAGUGAUCAUAUUGCAUACAGAUAUGAAGUACUUGCUAUUAUUGGGAAAGGGUCUUUUGGGCACGUUGUGAAGUGCUUGGACCACAAGACAGGUGAAAAAGUAGCAGUGAAAAUAAUAAGGAACAAAAAGAGAUUUCAUAAUCAGGCCUUGGUAGAAGUCAGCAUCCUCAACGCUCUGCGGCAAAAGGAUGAAGACAAUGCUUACAAUGUUGUCCACAUGAAAGAAUAUUUUUACUUUCGUAAUCAUUUCUGCAUUUGCUUUGAACUGUUAGGUAUAAAUUUGUAUGAACUAAUCAAGAAAAAUAAUUUCCAAGGUUUUACAGUGGGUCUGAUUCGUCGUUUCACCCAGUGUAUAUUAAGAUGUUUACAACUGUUGUACACAGAAAAAAUUAUCCACUGUGAUCUGAAGCCUGAGAACAUAUUAAUAAAUCAACCUCAACCUGGGCAAAUUUCAUUUAAAGUUAUCGACUUUGGAUCAAGCUGCUACGAACACCAAAGAGUGUAUACAUAUGUCCAGAGUCGAUUUUAUCGUUCACCAGAAGUUAUUCUUGGUCAUCCCUACGCAGCCCCUAUAGACAUGUGGAGCCUGGGAUGCAUCAUGGCUGAGCUCUACACAGGGUACCCACUUUUUCCUGGGGAGAAUGAAGUAGAGCAGCUUGCAUGCAUUAUGGAGAUAUUAGGUCUUCCACCAGAUGAUUUCAUUCAGACUGCAUCAAGAAGACGAACAUUCUUUGAUUCCAGUGGUACCCCAAAAAAUCUUACAAAUAGCAGGGGGAGAAUAAGAAAGCUGAACUCCAGGGAUCUGAGCACUGUAUUGAAAACAUAUGAUGCUGCUUUUCUGGAUUUUCUGAAAAAAUGCCUUGUAUGGAAACCUUCCCUGCGUAUGACUCCAGAAGAUGCAAUGCACCAUCCCUGGAUGCAGGAUCCAUGGUUGCAUAAAGCAAAACAAAAGCCCAAGACUGCUGCAAAGCCAAGCGAGGGCUCCUUCUCCAUCCCAGAGAAGAAGAAAGAAAAUGCUCAUAAAAAUGCACAACCAGAGAGAGGUUAUGAAAUCACUUGGCACCACUCCACUGGAGAAAUAAAAUCUGAUCCCUCUGAAAAGUUACCUGUUGCAAACCAAAAAUUAUCGCCCAUCAUCUCAUCACAAGAAACAAAUGGAGAUGAAAGUCAGGAUUCCAACAAGCAGGAUACGACAGAAAAAGAAAUGGAAACCCCACUAGACAAAGCUGUUAAAACAGAACAGCGAGACCAUAGGACUGAGAAAGUCUUGCACAAAAAUACAAGUAUCUUGCCACCCAUUAAGUACAAGCAGUGACUAGUUCUAUUUGCAUACCAUUUGAGGUAUGACUUUAGGUAACUAUUCUGCUGUAAUAUGUUCACAAACAGAAAUUUAAUGUAUCUGUCCACAUGUGGUCUGUGCACAUUUCUUGAUGUGGAGUAAGACUGUAUGAGUGAAAAUGGGUACUUUUUUUGAAAUUUAGAUGGGAUACCCUUUUGCUCUGUUUUGGGUCAAGAUUUAAUUUUUCUUGGAACAGAGGGGAUAAACUCUGUUCUACUCUGAGUACUGAAGAGCAAGGAUGGGGAGAAUAUGUCUGACCUCUACAGGCAUUGCUUUUAUUGCUCGUGAGCUGUUAUUUCAGAUACCAGAGGUUUUUUGUGUCAUGUUUUUAGAUAAAGACUCGCAAAUCUUGGGCCUAUGGGCACAUUUUGAAAUUUGAAAACUUUGGGCACAUCCCCCUCCUCUCAACCUCUACCCUACCCAACCUUAUCCUUCUUAUCCACCCCUCAAAAAAGAACAAACCAAAAUAAAAAAAAAAACCUCCAGGAAACCCUUCAAAAACCAAAGCAUCACUCCUCAAUGAUUCGCACUACACUUCCUGUCCCCCAGCAGAUACCAGCAGUUCCCUUUCUCUCUCAUCCCUGUUCCUCUUUAUAAAACAAAACAAAACAAAACAGGCAGCCUGGGUGGGCUUUCUUACAUGCUACAGCUGCCCAACUCUCUUUUUCUAAU
Molecule: messenger RNA, 3234 nt
Organism: Rhineura floridana
Lineage: Eukaryota; Metazoa; Chordata; Lepidosauria; Squamata; Rhineuridae
Gene: DYRK4
Product: dual specificity tyrosine phosphorylation regulated kinase 4
Exons: 20
Coding region: 1-2538 (845 amino acids)
Biological process (GO): peptidyl-serine phosphorylation; peptidyl-threonine phosphorylation
Cellular component (GO): nucleus
Molecular function (GO): protein serine/threonine kinase activity; protein serine/threonine/tyrosine kinase activity; ATP binding
Source: RefSeq, a predicted model, not a curated record